UGAAAUUAUUUAGGAAUAUCACUAAGUUAAAAUAAUGUUGGAGCAAAGGCCGACAAAAGACACUGCAAAUCUACUAGUAACAAAUUGGCGACAAAUUCAAAUUAUUAAUGGAUCGUUGAAAUCACAAGUGUAUAUGCGUACACAACAGCUGUUAGGUAUUCAGAGAACUCUCACGUCAGCCGAAAGUGCGCCCAAAUGCGUAUUUGAAAGAUACAUUUGGCGCGUUUUUACAAGUCUUAUUUGUGAAGCAGUUGUGAAGUGUGCUAGAUUGGAUGCAAAUCGUAGUGGAUUAGUUGUGAAAAUUUCACCGUGACAUUUAAAAAAAAUUAACAAAUUAAAAAUCUUUAUAUUCCCUGUUGAAAUACUGCACUGAAAUAAUAUUUAGCAUCUAGCAAAAUAUAUUACUAUUGUUGUAGAACGUUUACUAGGCACUAUGACAUCACUCAAGCCAAUUAAUGCUGCAGUUCCUAAAUACGGAGUUGGCACACAGCCCUUCACCGUCCUUAUCGAAGGCAAUAUUGGCAGUGGAAAGACUACAUUCAUCAAACAUUUUCAAAAGUUUGAAGACAAAAUAUGUGCAAUGACGGAGCCGGUGGAAAAGUGGCGUAAUUUUAAGGGAUACAAUUUAUUGGAACUGAUGUAUAUUGAUCCGGACCGUUGGGCAAUGCCGUUUCAAUCAUAUGUGAUGCUGACAAUGUUGGAGCGACAUACAAAACCUACAGACAAACCAAUUAAGAUCCUCGAACGCUCUUUAUACAGUGCAAAGUACUGCUUCGUUGAGAACUUACACAAAUGUGGCCUUAUACAUAAUGGCAUGUAUGAAAUAUUGAAAGAAUGGUAUAGUUAUGUCGAAGACAUUACACACAUACAAGCUGAUUUAAUAGUUUAUUUGCGUACGACGCCUGAGGUGGUUUAUGAACGUAUACGGAAACGGGCUCGUUCCGAAGAGGCAUGCGUGCCACUUGAAUACAUCAAGCAGUUGCACGAGCUUCACGAAGACUGGUUGAUUCGAAAAAAAGCUGGAUGUAAUAUUAAAGUUCUAGAAAUUGAGGCCGAUUUAGAUCUCUCCGAAAUCGAUCGAGAGUACAAACGAUCUGAAAAUGUUAUCACAGCGUCAAUACAACAACAAAGGCCAGCAGUGACGGCAUCUCCCAGUAAGCGCUCAGAUUUUUUGGGUUAGUUCAAUUAACAAGCAUUUUAGCAAAAUUUCUCAGCAUCACUAGAUACAUUUUCUUCAUACAUUUUAAAGUUUCAAACACAUAUUAUAAUUUUAAUCGUAAAUGUAUUAAUACUAUUAUAGACAUGUAAGAAUGAUGUGCAUUUUAAGAUAAAAUAUAUAUUUGACUAGUAUAAAUAACAA
Molecule: messenger RNA, 1360 nt
Organism: Bactrocera tryoni
Lineage: Eukaryota; Metazoa; Arthropoda; Insecta; Diptera; Tephritidae
Product: deoxynucleoside kinase
Exons: 6
Coding region: 434-1180 (248 amino acids)
Biological process (GO): nucleobase-containing compound metabolic process
Cellular component (GO): mitochondrion; cytoplasm
Molecular function (GO): deoxynucleoside kinase activity; ATP binding
Source: RefSeq, a predicted model, not a curated record